Messenger RNA from Rotaria sp. Silwood1, 492 nucleotides. NCBI's taxonomy places the organism in Eukaryota, Metazoa, Rotifera, Eurotatoria, Philodinida, Philodinidae. The record is from the annotation of a GenBank genome assembly.
AUGUCUAUUCGUUUAUAUUUUCUUGUAAUUGUUGUUAUUAUUUUCUCAAUUGGAAUCGAAGGUAAAUCUUCAAUAAAUGGAAAACUAGCAAGUCGUAUAAAUUAUUUACUUAAUAUAACCGAAGCUGAAAAGACGUACCAAAAUGUCUUAGAAACAAAUAUAAACAGUGAUCCAGUUCUUUCGAUGUAUAAAUCGGAUAUAAUGUCAUUUAUUAAUAAAUUCUUUUCAUUUCAAUCAUUACGUCCUGAUAUAAUUGAAAUCUAUCGAGAUCUUUUUACAUUAUCUGAUAUAAAUGGAUUAAUUAAAUUUUAUUCAUCACCAUUAGGAAAAAAAUUACUUGAAAAAGAACCUCAAGCUGAAACUCGUCUUGGUCAAUUAAUUCAAAAAAGAGUACAAGAAAACAUGCCACAAAUUAUAUCAUGGGUUCAACAAAAGUUUUUCAAAAAUCUACCAAACAAUCAAAUUAAUCAAGAAAUUCCUGCACUUCAUUGA